This is a messenger RNA of Xiphias gladius (swordfish), 2266 nucleotides long. It is a transcript of the gene yap1, whose product is annotated as Yes1 associated transcriptional regulator. Gene Ontology annotation, biological process: hippo signaling; positive regulation of transcription by RNA polymerase II. NCBI's taxonomy places the organism in Eukaryota, Metazoa, Chordata, Actinopteri, Istiophoriformes, Xiphiidae. Gene Ontology annotation, molecular function: protein binding; transcription coactivator activity; transcription corepressor activity. Gene Ontology annotation, cellular component: nucleus; cytoplasm. The coding region runs from base 324 to 1640 and encodes 438 amino acids. The record is from RefSeq and is a predicted model, not a curated record. The transcript is spliced from 8 exons.
CAUAGAUUCCAGUGUGGAGUAUAUGCGCUUUGUUACAUUCACAAGUAUGCCAGCAAGAAACGACAGGGAAACGCUGUCUUUCACUGCAGAUUUCGACAGCUAACACACUUUGGAAGACGACAAGAGUGCUCGACUGUUGAACUUUAGAAUGACUCGGGAUAACUUUUACUGAGAGUCGUCGAGAUUUCCAGAUUUCCUCCUGCGUUAACGAAAAAAAAAAAAAAAAAAAAAAAAAAAAGUUUGGGAUUGGCUCAAACUUCGUUCUGCGACUUUCUGAACGCGACGUUUUCCUACACGUAAAGUUCGCCGACCGUUUCGGGACAAUGGAUCCGAGCCAGCAUAACCCUCCUGCCGGACACCAAAUCGUCCAUGUACGGGGCGACUCCGAGACCGACCUGGAGGCGCUUUUCAACGCCGUGAUGAACCCGAAGAGCACUAUCGUGCCCCCUUCCGUGCCUAUGAGGAUGAGGAAGCUGCCAGACUCCUUCUUCAAACCCCCUGAACCAAAGUCCCAUUCCAGACAAGCGAGCACUGAUGCUGGGAGCGGCGGAGCGCUCACCCCCCACCAUGUCCGCGCACACUCGUCCCCAGCUUCCCUACAGUUGGGAGCUGUUUCUGGUGGCUCCCUGUCUGGCCUGGCCUCAGCAGGUGCUUCCCCUCAACAUCUCCGUCAGUCCUCUUACGAGAUUCCUGAUGAUGUGCCCCUUCCCCCGGGGUGGGAGAUGGCCAAGACCGCCUCCGGCCAGAGAUACUUCCUCAACCACAUUGAUCAGACCACCACUUGGCAGGAUCCUCGCAAAGCCCUACUCCAGAUGAACCAGGCUGCCCCAGCCAGUUCUGUGCCAGUCCAACAACAGAACCUUAUGAACCCGGCUAGUGGUCCUCUCCCUGAAGGCUGGGAACAAGCUAUUACAUCAGAGGGGGAAAUUUACUACAUCAACCACAAGAACAAGACCACAUCCUGGCUGGACCCACGACUUGACCAACGCUAUGCCCUGAACCAGCAGAGGAUCCCCCAGAGUGCUCCAGUGAAGCAGGGAGGCCCGCUGCCUCCCAGCACCCACAGCGGCGUCAUGGGAGGCAACAAUCAGAUGAGACUGCAGCAGAUCGAGAAGGAAAGGCUGAGACUGAAGCAACAGGAGCUGCUUCGGCAGAGACCACAGGAGCUCGCUUUAAGGAAUCAGCUGCCCACCAGUAUGGAUCAAGAUGGCAGCACGAAUCCCGUGUCCUCCCCUAUGGCCCAAGAUGCCCGGACCAUGACCGCCAACAGCUCUGACCCAUUCCUCAACAGCGGGACCUACCACUCCAGGGAUGAGAGCACAGACAGCGGCUUGAGUAUGAGCAGCUACAGCGUCCCGCGCACUCCGGAUGACUUCCUCAACAGUGUGGAUGAGAUGGACACAGGGGAUCCGCUUCCACCGUCCAUGGCAACACAGCCCAGUCGUUUCCCCGACUACCUGGACGCCAUCCCGGGGACAGAUGUGGACCUGGGCACCCUGGAGAGUGAGAGCAUGGCGGUGGAGGGCGAGGAGCUGAUGCCCAGUCUGCAGGAGGCUCUGAGCUCUGACAUCCUCAACGACAUGGAGUCUGUGCUGGCAGCUACCAAGAUCGACAAGGAGAGCUUCCUCACAUGGUUAUAGAAGACCCGGGUGGGGUGCUCCUUACUCCUCCCCCCUACACUCUGAACUGCUGCCUGCUCUAAUCUGUGAAGGAUUCAUAGAUGCUUUUACAAGACAUUUCAGCGAGCCUCUCUGGACUUCUGUCUCUGUCUCGGCGUGUAAGGCCAACCUCCCUUGAGGCAGUAUUGUUCUGUUCUUUUCUUUUCACUGGUGUGUUAUCUUUUUAUUUUGUCUGUGUCUUCAAGGCUGGCCCAUGAACAGACAAUUACGCAAGGGUCCCCAAAUCUUUCACAGGUCUGUCUUUGAUUCGAGGGCAUCUUUCCCUAGAGCAGGGAACGCUCCUUCCCCUGGUCUCCCCUCAUAGCUGAGCCGGGCAGGUCAGUGUACUCUUCUGCACGGACUGCCCUCGUCAGUUAUCGCCUGGAGCCUCUGGUGCCUCUUUUUCUUGCAAUAUAGCGUGAAGCAGCACUACUUAACUGUGUUUGGGACUAUUGCAUUUAGCUUAAGUAGCUUUAUAUUUGGCCCUGUAAGUUUUUCCUUUUUUUUGUUUGUAUUCAACGAGCCUGAGAAACCAAAAAUGAUGUAUUUGAAGCAUAAAGAACAAUACUGAUUUGGAGUAAAGGUAAUGUGAGGCCCAGUUGGGACAU